UUAUCGUAUUGAUUACGUAGAGUAAUUUAUAUAUCACCAAAUAGAUCUAUCUAGACUAUCUAGCCUCGCAGUAGCUGCAGCACCGUUGACGGCGGCGGCAGUGCUUACCUAAUGGUGUUUGAGCAGAGGGGAGCAUCGGGCCUAUCAUCGGCACUCGUGCAUCCAAGCUCCUUUGCUCUCGCCUGCAGCAAAGUUGUGACACUAACGACAAACUUCCCCUCUCAAAGGUACUAACUAACCCAAGACCAAUUCGUGUUCGUCCGCUAGCGACCGCUCCUAGACCUCUAAGGUCCUCCGGUUGAGAUCGGGCCCGUCAGAAUGGUGGACCGGCGACAGUAGUGUCUUGUCCGUGAUAAGGCUUUUUUAGUCACUUCCGCCCGCGAGCUUUGAUAACGAUCCUGGAAGCCAUGUCUGGGCCUCAUUGAGUCCCUCCCGGACCUUUCUGGCCUGCAUCUUCAGGAGUCUGCUUUUCUUUUCCCUUCUGACAUCUGACUUUGACCUUCUUCCCCUCAUCCAGCUCCCCCAAUCGCAAGGCAAUGCCAACAGCUGCUGUGCCGAUUAAAUUCUUGCGUCAUCUGCUAUCAUCUCCCCUCCUCGCGCCUCUUUUGUCGCCAAACGAUCACAAGCUUCACAGCCUGCGGGCUUAAUUCCCCCUCCCGGUGGUGAUCUGGAAAAUACAGUGGUAGACUGUCUGUGUGAGGUGAUCCCUCAUCACAGUCUUCCUUCCGUUUGCGGUCAACGAUGGGUGUCUUCCGCUCCCGAGACAGCAGCGACUUUCGCAUAUCCGGGUUAUCCCCUCAUUGCUCUCCCUUGGGGGACGACCUAGACUCAGCUAGAACAGAGAUUCCGGUGGAACAUGCCAAUCAUGGCAGUCCACCUCGGUCAUCAGGGUUAGAUUCAAUGGUAUCUGGUGGUACCAGCUUCCGAACCCCAAGCCGGUCCUUUUACCACCGAUCAUUCCAUACUCCAGCAGGUACGCAGCUACAGAGACCUCCUCCCAGACUUUGGAUCCGCGAGAAAAGUUUGUCAUCUCUUGAUGUAUCCAGAUCUGACCUUUACAACCUAGACACGGCGCACUAUUCAACCCAUGGCCUCAGGGAGCAGACGGCCGAACUGGCGUCCUUUGCAUUAUCUCAUGAAUCGAAUACUCUUCCCCCUUCCUUGGAUAUUUUCCACUCCUCCCAAAGUCCGAACCGCCCAUCUUCUCCAGCAAUCAGUUUCGCAGCGCAAGGAAGGACGACUCUAGAACCCGGUCCUUCCUCCGUCCCCACCACCGGUUCGUCGGUCUUAACACAGCUAAUGCGCAAACCCGACAUUCCCGAAGCUGAUCGAGAUCACCGGGACAGAGCUUCAAACUGGGAUGAGUUAAGCGAGAGUGCAGCGUCUGAGGAUCAUUCCCUAGGAGGUGCAACGGGGGGUGCGCCUGCUACCGAGCAGACCUCUUUGUUGCCCAAGACAGUACAAGCAGGACCUUUUCAGAGCUAUGGAGGGACUGGUGAUGUUGAAAGCCAAGCCAUUACGGGGAACAAUAAAACAGAUGUACUUCCUGGAGCUGCUCACAAGCUUAGGAUGUGUUUCUGUACGCUAACGAAUCCGAAGUCGUGGGACGGACAGACUGUAUGGCGAGAUGGGAUUGUCUAUCCGCUCAGCUUUCUGCCGUCGGUAUUCCUUGGCCUUCUGCUCAAUAUCCUUGACGCUCUUUCGUACGGCAUGAUUCUUUUCCCGUUGAGCGAGCCGGUCUUUGCUGAUUUGGGCUCGGACGGUAUCUCGAUGUUUUACGUCAGUACCAUUAUUUCACAGCUGGUCUUCUCAUGUGGGGGCUCCAUUUUCAAAGGAGGAAUUGGGAGUGAGAUGAUCGAGGUUGUCCCAUUCUUUCACCAGAUGGCCUUCACCAUUCUCAAUCGGGUGGGUCAAGACAACCCGCAAGCUGUCUUGGCCACGACAAUUCUCUCCUUCUCGGUCAGCUCGGUUCUCACAGGUUUGGUUUUCUUCUUGAUGGGAACUUGUAAGCUGGGUGCUCUGAUUGGUUUCUUCCCACGUCACAUCUUGAUUGGAUGCAUCGGUGGUGUGGGAUUCUUCCUGCUGCUCACAGGUCUUGAAGUGUCUGCUCGACUACCGGGAGCUUUCGAUUUCAGCUUGGGGACACUUGAAAGGCUUAUGCAGCUGGACACGGUAUUUCUAUGGACGACACCGUUGUUGCUUGCCGUUGGUCUUCUUGUUUUGAAGCGUUUCUUACGUUCCAACUUCUUGGUUGGUGGAUAUUUCAUUGGCGUGGCGAUUGUAUUCUAUAUUGUGAAGUUCAGCGCCAGAGUACCUAUGGAUUCUUUGCGCGGCAAAGGGUGGGUAUUCGAUGCUCCAUCUUCGUCAAAUCCGUGGUACCACUUCUAUACUCUUUAUGAUUUCUCUGCUGUUGAUUGGUCUGCAUUCCUUGACACGAUACCUGCCAUGUUUGCACUUACGUUCUUCGGAGUACUUCACGUGCCUAUCAAUGUUCCAGCAUUAGGCAUCUCUACCGGCGAAGAUAACCUCAAUGUCGACCGUGAACUCAUUGCUCACGGUGUUACCAAUGCCUUGUCUGGCUUCGCUGGAAGUAUUCAGAACUACCUUGUAUAUACAAACAGUCUUCUGUUCAUUGAUAGCGGUGGCAACUCUCGUGUGGCAGGGGUCAUGCUUGCAGCUGCUACUGCAGGAAUCAUGGUCAUCGGUCCAGUUAUUGUCGGGUUCAUACCAGUAAUGGUUGUAGGAGCGCUCAUAUUCCUGUUGGGCAUCGAGCUGAUGCAGGAGGCCUUGGUUGAUACUUGGGGCAAAUUGCACCGACACGAGUAUCUGACGGUUGUGAUCAUCGUUGCGACCAUGGGUGCUUGGGACUUCGUAGUGGGUAUACUUGUCGGAAUCAUCCUCGCGUGUCUAAGCUUUGUCGUCCAAACUUCCCGCAAAUCCGCCAUUCGCGCCACCUUCUCGGGCAGAUUCACCGGCUCAACGGUCAGGCGCCCGCCUAUUCAGCAAAGCUUCCUGAAGGAAGCAGGGCAGCAGUCACUCAUCAUCAAGCUUGGUGGAUAUCUGUUCUUUGGGACCAUCGUGAGUGUGGAAAACACCAUGAGGGGACUUAUUGAGGAGGAAGCGUUCAACAAACGCCCCAUCAGGUUCCUGAUUCUGGACUUCUCCCGUGUUUAUGGCAUCGACUUCUCCGCAGCAGAAGCAUUCACUCGCAUCAACCGUAUUCUGAGAAAACGAAAUGUGCAGAUGACAAUCUCGGGCCUCGAUGUAGGAGGAGACGUUGGAAAAAGCCUCCAGAAUGUGGGGCUAUUCGAGCCCGUGAAUGGAGUUGAGAUCUUCGAGGAUCUAAACUCAGCGCUCGAGUUCUGUGAGAAUGACUACCUGAAGGUCUUUUACAGCCAUAGGGAAGCCUUGUUAAACGGCAAGAACAAGUCGUCAGCCUUCCUCGAAGUACCUACGCCCCAGGGUCAGUCUCAUCUCGGCGAUGCGGUAGUAAGUUCACCUCGUCAGCAGUACUUGCAGCAAGCCGCUAGAACGACUCUUCACGAGAACGAAAUGGCGGUUGUUCAACCAGCUGCAUGGUCCGCAAUGCGACAGCCCCUGCCGCUUCUCCUACAGACGUUCCAGGGAUUGACGUCUCGCAACGAGGAUUUUUGGUUUAAGGCUUGCACGUAUUUCGUCCGCGAAAGCUACGCGGCUGGCACUGUACUGUAUCACGAAGGCGAUGUUCCGAAAGGCUUUUAUCUGCUGGAAUCGGGAAUGUUACGCGCAGAGUAUGAGCUGCCUCAAGGACGAUACUUCGAAAUCAUUGUCGCCGGACGGCCCUGUGGCGAGCUACCAUUCUUCAGCGAAACGCGACGGACAGCAACCGUCAAAGCCGAGCAGGACUGCGUGAGCUGGUGCUUGACUGCGGAGAAAUGGCAAACAAUGCGCGAGCGUGAGCCAGAGAUUGCGCGAGAGCUGCUAACAGUUAGCCUCAAGCUGACGACGGAGCGAAUGGACAGUAUUACUUCGUAAGUGACGCCAACUAUACUUGAAUCGAGCAAAACUGACCGCUUCCAGAUAUGUUCUUACGACGGCAGCUUGAUUACCUCAUGCCGUCCUGUACUUGGCAAGCCACACAUAAUCUGUAUCGCAUUUUGGGGUGGACAUUUGUUGCAUAUGUAAUGACCUAAUGUGGAAUGCGUUUGAAUAUUAUUCUUGAUUACAUAUUCAGAGAUGGGAUUGUAUUAUACAACCACUAGAAGGGUAGGCGCUCACGCAACCCUCAAGACCCAUGAGAGGAUCUGUCACCAGCCGACACCACAACGCAUGACCGCCGACGAGGAAUGAACCGAACCACUAGCAAAGUCGAACCAUAUCCAUUGUCCUCGGGUCCGGCAACACCAACCACUAGCCCAUAAGACACCCUCAAGUGGCACGGAGUACAUGGAAAGCAUUCCGCCCACCAAUAGGAAAAAGUAAUUGCGAUUGCAGACAACGAUCGAUCGAACAAUGGCGUGACAAGCACGAGCCGAUCAAUCCGUCAGUCAGACGACCCUGCUGCCC
Molecule: messenger RNA, 4545 nt
Organism: Aspergillus welwitschiae
Lineage: Eukaryota; Fungi; Ascomycota; Eurotiomycetes; Eurotiales; Aspergillaceae
Product: sulfate transporter family protein
Exons: 4
Coding region: 742-4014 (1090 amino acids)
Cellular component (GO): membrane
Source: RefSeq, a predicted model, not a curated record